AUGAGCUGUCUAGCUUACAUUAUAUCAGUAUUUUUAAUUGUGGCUACUGUAAUUUACUUCUAUGUGAAGAAGAAGUAUUCAUAUUUUGAGAAAAAUGGUGUUCCUUACAUGCAGCCUUCAUUUCCACUUGGAAACUUACAAGGAAUGGGUUCGAAGUAUCACAUGUUUGAUGUCAUGAUGAAUUCAUAUAAUAAAUUAAAAGGGAAAGGAAACAUUGCAGGAUUUUACAAUAUUUUUGAACCAACUUAUCUCGUUACUGAUUUAGAAGUACUAAAGGAAAUAACAGUUAAAGAUUUUAAUAAGUUUGUCAACCGCGGAGUUUUCGUCAAUGAAGAAAAUGAGCCUUUGACUGGUCAUUUGUUCUCUAUUGAAGAUGAUCGUUGGCGUUUUAUUAGAAACAAGUUAAGUCCAGUAUUUACAUCAGGCAAGUUGAAGAAUAUGUACUCUACGAUCAGCAAUUUAGGCGGUAACUUAAUAAAAGCAAUCGAAAGAAAAACAAAGAAUGGUAAAAUUCCAGUUGAUGCCAAAAAUGUCGCGAAUCGUUUUACAGUCGAUAUAAUAAGUUCUGUGGCAUUUGGAAUGGAUUCAGACACACUUAAUGAUCAACAUCAAGAACUGUUGGAUAUUUUUAAAGAAGUGUUUGGUGCUGAUGGACCUAGCUCAUUUUACUUUUUCUUCUUAUUUGCAUUCCCAAAGUUAUCAAAGUUUUUGAAACUCCGUCAAUUCAGUAAGAAGCUUUCCGACUUUUUCACUAAUAUUGUUGGUAAAAAUAUAAAAUAUCGCGAAGAUAACAAAGACAAUCGAAGUGACUUCUUAAACAUGUUGAUCCAAUUGAAGAACAAAGGAUCAAUUGACGGUGAAUUUUCAACAGAAACUAAGAAAUUGACUCUUAAUGAGAUCCUAGCUCAAGCUUUCUUGUUUUUCUUUGCUGGUUCUGACACUUCAAGUACCACAAUUUCUUUUGGACUAUCAGAGCUUGCAUUUCAUCAGGAUGUCCAAGAUAAACUUAGAGCUGAGAUUUCGGAAAAAACAAAAGACACAAAUGGGGAAAUUUCUUAUGAAGCUUUACAUGAAAUGACUUACUUGAACCAAGUUGUUAAUGAAUCACUCAGAAUGUACACUCCAGGAUUUGCCAUAAUUCGACAAGCUAAUGAAGAUUAUAAGGUUCCUGAUUCAAACAUUACAAUUGAAAAGGGACAGAUGGUAUUUAUUCCUACAAUUGGAUUCCAUUACGAUGAGCAAUUUUGGAAUAAUCCAACAAAAUUCGAUCCUGAACGGUUUACUCAAGAAGAAAUUGCGAAGAGACCACCUCAGUGUUAUUUCCCAUUUGGUGAAGGCCCUAGAAACUGCAUCGGAAUGAGAUUCGGCCUUGUUAAUGUCAAGUAUGGAAUUGCGACGAUCAUCAAAAAUUUCAAGGUCACGCCAGAUGCAAACAUGAAAUAUCCAAUGAAAAUGGAUCCAAAGAAUCCACAACUAGAACCAAAGGGUGGAUUUUUGUUAAAUUUUGAAAAAGUUUAA
Molecule: messenger RNA, 1518 nt
Organism: Chironomus riparius
Lineage: Eukaryota; Metazoa; Arthropoda; Insecta; Diptera; Chironomidae
Source: the annotation of a GenBank genome assembly